AAAAGAUGAGGAGUAGCGACAAAGUCAAGCCCUUGGAUCGAUGGGAGAAGAUGAAGAACUAGGUCAGAGAAGAUGAGGAACCAGAUUGGAGAAAAUGACGAAUCAUGCGCAGGAGAAAUCAGGGAAUCGCGGAGAAGAUGGGGGAAUCACAAAAACUAUAGCUUUUACCUAAGAUUUCUAAGAUGAAUUUUUAUUUAUACUCCGAGUCAACAAUCUCUCAAAAUCAUGUUUUAUAAGAAUUUUAGAUAAUCUAUCAAGUUUUUAGUAUUAUUACAUUUAAAAAGAUUUUAUAAAAUCUAAAUUGAAUAUAUAUAGCUUUGAAAAUCCAAAAAAAUCCAUAAUUUCUUUUUGAAUACACACCCUAAAUUUUAAAUCAUCUCUCUAUAAGCCAAAAUCGUCUUCCUCAACAUUUCCAUCUGUGUAAGGCGUUGGAUCAGCUUAAAUCGGAAAUGGAAAGAGGUUCACGACGCACCCGGUCGCAAGCUGCGCCGGACUGGACGGCGCAGGAAUCGCUUACGCUGGUGAACGAGGUCAUAGCCGUGGAGGCGGAGUGCGGCGGCACGAUGUCGUCCUUCCAGAAGUGGCAGCUCACUGUCGCCCACUGCAACGCCCUCGACGUCAACCGGAGCAUGAACCAGUGCAAGCGGAAGUGGGAUUCGUUGCUCGACGAUUACCGGAAGGCAAAGGAAUGGGAGUCUCAGUACGGGACGGUGUCGUUUGACGACGAGCGGAGGAGGGAUUUGGGGCUUCCGGGGGAUUUCUGUUUGGAGUUGUUCGAAGCAAUUGAUGCUUAUGUGAAAAAAAUACAGGGGAAGGAGGCAAGCGGGGUUGAUACGGACCCUGACAGUGAUCCUGAAGAUCAAUUUGAUGAUUCGAUCUUUCUGGAAAGUGGCUCAAAGAAGCAACGUCGAAGAAGCAACAAUGAGAACCAUAGAGCAGAGGAAACGGCUUUACCCGGCAUAGGAUUGGACGAAAAACUCGAACUUCCCAAGAUUCAGCAGGAGACAAAUUGUGAACCUUCCCUCCUUGUCCUUGAUGGUAAGGCCAAAUCGCCAGAGUACAGAGACGAAAACAUGGAGGUGGCUGAGCAAUCGCCGUGUGAAGGUGAAAAAGGAAUGGCGGCGUUAUUAACUUUGCACAAAAACGCACAACUCAUCAAUGCCGUAGUUGAAGGCGAACUGAAGUAUGCCGCGGCUGAUCAUACUGAUCUGGUGAGGCUCCAAGCGGAUCAGCUCAUUGAUUGUCUUGGAACAAUUUCAGAAACCCUUGGUCAGCUCUGUGAGUUGGUGCAACAAUGUAAAUAGUUUGGACAAAGCUUACAGUUAGUUCCCAUCAUUAUUUGUAGGGAUCACAUUUGUUUUUACUUUACCUGUCAUUGUAUGUUAUAUGUAAUUUCUUUUUUUUUCUUUUUAGAAAGGAGAGUAAAAGUGUGAAACAAGAGUGUUAGCUAUCUAAAAGUUUAAAUGGCAUGUUUUCGUUUUU
Messenger RNA from Cuscuta campestris, 1482 nucleotides. The record is from the annotation of a GenBank genome assembly. NCBI's taxonomy places the organism in Eukaryota, Viridiplantae, Streptophyta, Magnoliopsida, Solanales, Convolvulaceae.